CUCUAAGCUAACAGAACAACAUGCUUGUGUUACCUGAGUUAAUUCCACAACAUUUGGAACCUGCUCGCAGAGGAGCAGGGUUACAAGGAGACUGAAGCAGCAGCUCAUUAGGAGAAACAAUCUCAGGCAACAGAAAUGGACUGGAAACUUCACUCUGUGCAGUAUUUUUUGCGGGACAUAUUUAUAAUCUUGGCGCUUUAUUUCCACACAUGUGGGACAGGGCAAAACACAACUGUAUCUAUGGGCACAAAAGGAGACAACUCCACAGUGGUAUAUGAAACAACGACAGAUCGUACCACGGCUGCCCCUCUCACUGCUUCCCCGUUUGAGAGCACAACCGCCUUAGCCGCCAGCACGGUGGAAGAGCCAAGCCCUACGAUCUCUCCCGUAGCCGAGACGAGCACAACACAAGGCACCAGUGCACCAGUAUCUACAGAAGUUGCGUUUUCUUCAUCUGAUACCAAUCUCAGUCCUUCAGCCUCUGGUAAUGGAGCAACAACAGCUACUUCAGCACCAGAAAACGGGACCAUAGUCAUUGUUUCAAAUGGCUUUCGAUCCGAACUGGCAUAUUCUCCAACAAGUGCUCCCCACUCUCCAUCCAGCGCAACUGGCAGCAGUAUUGCACCCAUUGAGAAAUCUGCAACUUCCUCUGUUGGCCAUGGUGUAGCCGAGACAUCAACAUCCUUCAGCACAGCUGCUGCACAAGAGCGCCUUACAUCUUCUUCUUUCCCCAGUUUCCCAGGGAGUACAGUAACAAGUACUACUACUCCAGUGGAACUGACAACCACGGUUCCUCUGCCUACCAGCACCAUCAGUGGGAGAGUCACAGUUGUAGAGACAUCUCCUGAGUCAGAGGCAUCCACAUCUCCCGUAGAGAGCACAUCGCCAACACAGAAGACGACAAGCGUGACCCUGAGUACAGUGGCGGAGACCACCACAGUUUCCGUAGCUCCAACUUCGCUACCUGAAAGCACAGCUUUAGCCAGCUCUACCGCCGCAGAAACAUCCGCCUCUCGUGCAGAGACAACUACUGCAGCUGAAAGUACAGCAAUUCCUAGUGCUGGUACAACAGAAGGGACAACGACAUCAGAAUCACCUAGCAGUACACUUCCUAAAAGCACUGCUCAAGCAACCUCAAGUGGGCCACAGACCUCCACAGCUCCACUGGCGACCACUUCCUCCCCUGAGACUACACUGACUGUCAGUCCUUCUACUGCCGAGGAGACAACCAUGGUUUCCCUCCUUAGUACGUCACAGUCUGAGAGCACAGCUGCAGCCACCUCUACCACAGGUAUACCAUCAACCUCUCCCGGAGGGACCACUUCUACAGCCGAAACUACAGCAAUAACUAGUGCUACUGCAAUAGAAAGGACAACUACAAUUCCUCUUCUGACGACCACCCUACCCGAGAGCACCACUACAGCCUCCACUUCCAUUCCGGAGACCUCCACAUCUCUUCCGGAUACCACAUCCCCAGCAGAUACCACAGUAACAUCGACGAGUGCUCCAGUGGAACUGACAACCACGGUUCCUCUGCCUAGCAGCACCAUCAGUGGGAGCACAGCUGCAGAGACAUCUCCUGCAUCAGACACAUCCACAUCUCCCGCAGAGAGCACAUCACCAAGAGAGAAGUCGACCAGCGCGACUCUGAGUACAGUGGCGGAGACCACCACAGUUUCCGUACCUCCAACUUCGCUACCUGAAAGCACAACUUUAGCCAGCUCUACCGCCGCAGAAACAUCCACCUCUCGUGCAGAGACAACUACUGCAGCUGAAAGUACAGCAAUUCCUAGUGCUGGUACAACAGAAGGGACAACGACAGCAGAAUUACCUAGCAGUACACUUCCUACAAGCACUGCUCAAGCAACCUCAAGUGGGCCACAGACCUCCACAGCUCCACUGGCGACCACUUCCUCCCCUGAGACUACACCGACUGUCAGUCCUUCUACUGCUGAGGAGACAACCAUGGUUUCCCUCUUUAGUACGUCAGGGUCUGAGAGCACAACUGCAGCCACCUCUACCACAG
Molecule: messenger RNA, 2026 nt
Organism: Pelodiscus sinensis (Chinese soft-shelled turtle)
Lineage: Eukaryota; Metazoa; Chordata; Testudines; Trionychidae
Source: RefSeq, a predicted model, not a curated record